AUGAAGGUCAAGAAGGACGUGGUGGUAGAGUGGGCUAUACCCGAGGACAAAAUACACCCAGUCAAUGCGGUUGCAGUUGCUGUGGAUGAUAAGGAUGGAGGGUCUUGGAGACUGCCUGAUUUUGCAGAACCAAAAGAAACGCCGGAAAAAGAGACCGAAGUAGUGACCUACGACGAGUCAGUGCGAUUUAAAGAGGCGCUGAAUUUCAUGAUAAACAAUAAAGAACCCAAGCCAGAAAAUGUGGAGACAUUCGUCACAAACCCGGACGAUGAUUACUAUUUCUUCGAGGAAACUACAGUUGUGGAAAAGAAGUGGGUAAUCUUCAACGUUAAAUCAAAAGGGGAACUCCAUGUUGUCUUAUCGUCUGUAUCUGGUCUCGAUAAAAACAGAAAAUAUGAAAUUAUUCUGGGCUGCGACGCAAACAACAAGUCCAAAAUACUCGAAAAUGGAGAAGUGAAAGUGGUGACUGAUACGCAUGAUAUAAUAUCAGACACUGAAUAUCAUGUUUUCUGGAUAACUUGGACGGACCAAAAACUUCGUGUUGGUAGAGGGAAGUUUGAGGGAUUUGAUCUGCUGAUGGAGUUACCAAUACCAGAUGAAAAUUACGAAAUCAUCUCCGCGGCCGUGCUUAGUACUGAUACGGCUGAAUGGCAGGUGCUCAAAGUGACCGGUGAUGUGACCGACUCCACUGAAACCACUACUGUUGAGCAGACGACAGACGAACAGCGAUACCAUAUAACACCUGAAGGAUUAAAGGUUCCCAUAGAAACAAGCAGAAAAGUGUCGGAGUCAGGAGAAGAGGAAAAGCCAUACUUUGAAACUAUCAUCUCCGCCAAAUCCGAGCCAGAUGGCGAAUAUGAGACUUUCGAGGAAUGGACAGAGACAUUUGAGGAGUGGACAGAGUGGACGGUGUUCAGAGUCAAGACUGACCAAGAAGCCAAAGUGGCCCUGUCAGGGAGUUCAGAAACUGGGGGCAGUGAACUGAGGAAGGAUGCAUAUGAGAUCAUUCUUGGAGCUGACAACAACAAAAAGACUUACAUCAAGCAAAACGACCGUAUUGAAGCAGAAGUUUCCAGUAAGGGGAUCCUCAGCUCUGACAACUUCAGAACAUUUUGGUUGUCUUGGGAGGACGCGAAAGUGCAGAUCGGGAGAGGGUACAAGAAGGGCAAUGAUAAGAUCCUGGAAUGGGAGCCGCCGAAGGAAAGCUGGCAAAAGAUUACGAACUUGGGCGUCAGUUCGGGUGUGACAGCGGCAGAGUGGGAGUUCCUCAAGUAUAAAGGUUGGAGGCAGACCGCUGGAGAUGAGUACCUGUUUGAUCAAGAUUAUCCUAGUGAAUCAGAAAGUGAGGGUGGCCUAGACCUGAUAGAAAACUUCAUCACCGUCCUCACUCCUGCGGUUUACGAUUAUCAGUACCUACCAGAAGUACCGGUGACAGAUAAAACAUGGAUUACAUUCCGGCUGAGGGCAGGGUGCAACGGAAAUAUAGCCCUGUCUUCAAUAUACGGGGAAACCGACAGCAAAACGUACGAAAUUCAGCUUGGAGGUAGGGACAACAACCGGUCGAUGAUUCGACAUGGCGGGCAUGGUGCUAUUUAUGCUGAAACUUAUACCAGAGGAGUGUUAAAUCCCCAGGAAUUCCGACCAUUUUGGAUCAGUUGGGAUGGAGGCAAAAUAAGAGUAGGCAGAGGAAACAAGAAGUAUAAGCGAUCUUUCUUAGAAUGGACCAUACCGGAAGAGAAGAUGCACUCUGUCAAUUGCCUUGCGGUAGCGACAGGAGAGGGAUCCGAUGGGCAAUGGGAAUUUGUAGAAUAUAUAGAUCCAAAUAAAGAAGAAACGAAAGAAGACCGCAUGAAGCAGGCCCGAGUUAGCCUCUUGUGGAUGUCUAAAAAACAAAGAAUGUUAAAUAUAUUGGAGGAUGCCUAUCCGAAUCCUUUGGAUACAAAGGACCUCUUGAGGUUAAUGAAAACGAAACCCACGGACAUGAUGAUGUCCGUGGUGAUGCUGAAGGAAAUGGAGGACAGGGGACUCAUAAAGGAAGUAGAAAAGGGGAAAUGGAUGCGCGCGCAUAUAAUCCUGGCUGCCCCUUCACAUGAUGUCCAUGUCGUGAGAGAGAUGCCUGCCAUACAGUCCCAGGCGCAGCCAACCAUCGCCAUCAUCACCACUCUAUACUAUGAGAAAGUGGCCGUAGACACUAUGAUUGAUAACAAGGUCACCUUUUUGAAGUACACCACUGAUGGUGAUUCACAGGUCUUCACCUUUGGUAACAUCGGCAGGCACCGGGUGGUUUCCACCAAAUUUCCCAGUGCCUCCAGCGUGCCAUUAGAGGAAGGAAGGAUAGAAAAGGCAUCUCAGGAACUUUUAGAACUAUUUAGAAGAAUAUCCAACGUGAUCAUAGUUGGUGUGGCAGGAGGCGUUCCUCACUAUUCGGACUUUGACAAACACGUCCGCCGCGGUGACAUUGUCGUUGGGUUUGCCAGGGAAUCUCAAGGCCACGUUUAUAUACACUGUGAUAAGUUAGAAACGGCUUCUGAAGAUGGAAGUAAACUCCGUUUCAUCACACGUUCUUGGGGUAGCCGUGACUACUCCAUGAAGUCCGUUGUCAAACGCCUUAAAUCAAUGGCAGAGCAUCUUUCAGCACGUGAAAGGCCUUGGGAAGAACACAUUUUUGCGGGACAGGAAACCCUCCACAGUGAAGACUCUGCUUUCCAAAGACCUUCAGUCAAAUCUGAUCGCCUCUUUUACAAAAUGGAAGAUGGCGAAGUGGUACGGGUUCAACACCCUAAACCCCCGAGAGCUUUUGAGAGUUUGUACCCGGAAAAUGUACCAACCGUGCGUUUCGGAACGAUUGCCUCAGGUCGCCCAAUCAUACGUCACCAAGACUUCCGCAGCCAAUUUGCGGCAGUGUCGGGUGCUUUGGCUUUCAGCUCAAAUUAUUCUGAAUUGGUUGAGACUUUGGCGAAGAGAGGAAAGGACAAUUUCCUCGUUAUACAAGGAAUAUGUGAUUACGAAAGCGGGGAGAAGAAAGGGUGGCGACCAUAUUCAGCUUUGUGUGCCGCUGCUUUUGCCAAGACUGUGAUUAACCAGCUUUAUUAAUUGCAAGUGUAAUGUGGACGGGUUUGUUGUUUAUCAGUUAUAGCGUAAGUGAAGGUAUCAUGUAAGAAAAUUUUCAUUUAGAGCAGUGUCUUUCAUAAGUAUAUCACAGUAAAAUCAGCAGUUUAUGGUUUGUCAUUUAAUGCACAAAACAUAACCAGUCGUCCUAGCUCAUAUAUGAACUUGAGCAUGAGAUUUCAUUUUAACUCUGUGCCAUCUUGCGCAAUAAUAUUCAUUUCCAUUUUUUUAUAAUUGAUCACUCUUUUACCAAGUUGUAGAUUGGUAAUUUUUAUUAUCUAAGAUAAUGAAAUGCCUAAUGUUUUUUGUUGGCUUAUGAUGCUUACACAGACUAUAUAACUCGAACAGAUUAUAUGUUAAGUAGUGGUUUGAAAAACCCUGCGUGCUACAAAGUCUUACGGUGGAUAGUUGUGAUUUUUUUCAAUGCUGUAAAGCACAUCGCUACCAGUGGUUACUGCAGAACGUUUGUACUACUUUUUAACAGGGACACCUGUGUAAUUAUAGACUAAGCGUAUGAUAAUUAUACUAGGCGUUAAACCAAUGAUCAUUAUGCACUCACACAUGAGUCUACGUUUACUUCGUGGUUUGUCAUGCCAGAAUUUACAAAUCUAAAGGUAUAGGGAUGGUUCUUGUAAAUUUGUCGUUCUAAAUGUCAUUCCCGCCUUUAAAAGAUUGAUAUGGUGGAAUGUGUAUCUUUUCAUCCUUACAUAUUUUAACGCCAUAUGCACCGAAAAUGUUUCCAUUCCCCUGUGAUGUUUCUUAAGAGUGUUUUCUCGUUAUACAUUGUGUAUAUAAUUUCCAUCUAACUUUUGCUAUUUUGCACCUCUAAAUAAUUUAGGUUUUCACUGAUGAUAUUAGACAGGUGGCUUUUACAUUAUUCAUGAUCUUUGAAUGCUUGAUGUUUUUAUAUUAUUAGUUGGUAUUUUUAUAUCUCAUUUCAUAUAUUGACGUUUAUCUGGUUUAUCUAUAACAAGACGUGUUUGACGAAAUCAGUUAAUUAACUGAGUAUUUAGCAUUUUAUAUGUCUAUAUUCACGCCAGUAAUAAUUACCAAGUAUGUCUUAAUUAUGUUUUAACUAGAAAAGAACUUUUCCGUACGGCAUCACCAUUUUUUGUUAGCUGAUGACAUUCUAAGAAGCUACAAAAAUCUUGUUUUUAUAUUAAAAAGGGAUAAAUAGCGUACAUCUGUAUAUUGUUAAAUGAUUGAGGUUUAAGUGAAGGGGCAUUUAAUGUUGACUCGCUUUGCAAUUUAAAAAUAAAUGUCUAAAAGACUUGUUGA
This is a messenger RNA of Lingula anatina, 4386 nucleotides long. RefSeq lists its product as uncharacterized. Gene Ontology annotation, biological process: nucleoside metabolic process. Gene Ontology annotation, molecular function: catalytic activity. The record is from RefSeq and is a predicted model, not a curated record. NCBI's taxonomy places the organism in Eukaryota, Metazoa, Brachiopoda, Lingulata, Lingulida, Lingulidae.